AUGAAUAAUGAAUUAGUAAAAUUUGGUCUUAUUUUACAAAGCUUGGCCAUGAGACCACUUAUAAACAAGAAAGAGCUCAAUGAUGAAAAUGAAGAUAAUGAAUUAUCAGAAGUGGAAGGGAAUUUAAAUAAUGAGAUUAGGGAAGGUGAUGAAGAAAGUGAUAAUGGAUCAAAUGAGUCAGAUACCAUAAUUGAAUUAUAUGAGUUAGAUGGAUAUGAAAAUGAUUAA
Molecule: messenger RNA, 228 nt
Organism: Entrophospora sp. SA101
Lineage: Eukaryota; Fungi; Glomeromycota; Glomeromycetes; Entrophosporales; Entrophosporaceae
Source: the annotation of a GenBank genome assembly